This is a messenger RNA of Peronospora belbahrii, 423 nucleotides long. The record is from the annotation of a GenBank genome assembly. Lineage: Eukaryota; Oomycota; Peronosporomycetes; Peronosporales; Peronosporaceae.
AUGAGCAAAAUCGCGCAGGCUUCCAAGGUGAUGUGGCACGUAGUCGACGCCAAAGGUCAAGUGCUCGGACGACUAGCGUCACAGCUGGCACCCAUUUUGCGUGGCAAACACAAGCCUACGUACGCUCCCAACGUGGACUGUGGAGAUUAUGUAGUGGUGAUUAAUGCCAAGGACAUUGUGCUCACAGGAAACAAGUGGAAUAAGAAGCUAUAUCGCUGGCAUACAGGCCAUCCAGGUGGUCUCAAGCAGCGUACGGCUAAGGAGCAGUUUGAACGCAAGCCUGAGGAGGUGCUGCGCAAGGCAGUGUUUGGUAUGUUGCCUCGGAAUCGCAUGCGCGCGCUGCAGGACAAGAAGCUUAAGAUCUUUAUGGGCGAGACACACGAAUUUGUUGGCCAAGUGGGUGAAAACCCAGUCAUUUUGUAG